This is a messenger RNA of Drepanopeziza brunnea f. sp. 'multigermtubi' MB_m1, 1464 nucleotides long. The record is from RefSeq and is a predicted model, not a curated record. Lineage: Eukaryota; Fungi; Ascomycota; Leotiomycetes; Helotiales; Drepanopezizaceae.
AUGGCCAGUAUCAAUACAACGGUGUCGAUGACCAGCGCCAGCACCAAUUCCAAUAGCCCCAUUCCGACGGAUGUGGAGGAGCCCCGGAAGAAAGUCGCAGGCUCCCGUGGGGGAAAGAGAUCAGUCACCCAUCUGAGCAAAGCCCAGCUGGCGCGGAAGCGCGCCAACGAUCGCGAAGCACAGAGGAAUAUCCGGCAGCGGACAAAGGAGCAUAUCGAGAACUUGGAGAGGAAGGUCAAGGAAUUGGAGCAGGGCGGGCGGUCUGGCAGUAUUGAGAGGGUGCUGAAGCGGAACCGGGAAUUGGAGGAUGAGGUCGAAAGGCUCAGGUCGAUGGUCAACGGACACCACACGCCAGUCAUCGCGGCUCACGCCGACAUACCAGAGAUAUUGACCCCCCAGAAGGGCUCGCUCGAAUGGAUGCCAGAAUCCGCCUCCGGAGCCUGGGCUCAUCCAGUGUCACACGUAUCCUCUCUCAAUCCGCACGCGGAAAUCCCGGCCUCCAACGCGGCAUACCCGACCACCACAGCGCAGGCAUACCCGGCAACCACCACAACAACCAUGGGCUACAACGAGGAAGGCGCUCACCAGAUCUACCCUCCCACCGAAUCCUGGGGAAGCCCAACCCACUAUGCGCCCCCAACGCAGGCCAUCCAAAAGUCGGCCCAAGCCUGGUCACCCGUCGACUCCAGCUUCUCCCAACCCUCCCGCUUUCCAGAUAUGCAGAUGACAGGAUUCAACGAGGUGGUUAAUCAGCAGAACUUUAGCUCUCCAACAUGUUGGCAAAAUCAGCCGUCGAUCUAUUCUUUCCAGAUGUCCACGAAGCUCAAGUCCCCCGUCACGUACCUGGACCAAUUGAUUUUCAGUGUGAUCCAGUCCCAUAGGCACCUACACUCCACGUCUGCGCUAUCGGGAGAUGAACUACUCGGCCCUGCCCUCCCCUCCGUUCAUAUCCUUUUCAACCAGCCCGGACCAGCGGAGAAGCAGCCGCCUGAUAUCGUCCAGGUCAUGGAAAAGUAUUCCGCUGUCAUCGCCAACCGUGGCUUCCCGCUCAUUCCAGAGAAGCUGGCCUCUUUUCUGUGCAUGUACCGCUUCAUUCAAUUUCAAAUUUUGCCUACGUACGAGACCUUUCAGAUGCUGCACGAAUGGCAAGCGCCCCGCCCUUCUCAGCUCAAGACGUUACACCCGGCAUGGAUGGACCUGCCUCCUUGGGGGAAAUUCCGGGACAAGAUCAUUGAGAACCAGGGGAAGUAUGACACACCCGAGUUCCAACACGACUACGCCCUCGGUCUGUCCAUCAACUUCCCCAUGGACCCGAUGAAGGCGCUCAUCUUCGAUAAUGGCAAGAUCAUGAUCAGUCCUGUUCUGAAUAAUCAUUUGAGCGAUAUUAACAACGUCACCAUGAGCAAGGCGUUUGGGGACAAGUACCCGGAGUUUCGGGAUUGCUGCCGCAUCACGGAAGUAUGA